AUGUCAGGUUAUAUCAGCAGUCCUUCUUUGGCUUCUUCCAAUAUCCGUCCUCCAGUUAGGCGUUCACAAGUUAUUUCUGCAAAAGAUGCUGAGCCUCCUGGGGCGUGUGCCAAUCUUUUGGUUUGCUUUGCUGUCUUCUUGUUGAUCUUAACAUUCCCAAUCUCCAUCUUCUUUUGUAUCAAGAUUGUCAACCAAUAUGAACGUGCAGUUAUUUUUCGUCUUGGGAGAUUGAGAAAGGGAGGGGCUAAAGGGCCGGGACUUUUUCUUGUAAUUCCUUGCAUUGAUGAAUACCAAAAGGUUGAUUUGCGUCUUGUUUCAUACUCCGUUCCUCCUCAAGAAUUGCUCUCAAAGGAUUCUGUAACGGCGAGUGUUGACGCUGUAAUCUAUUUCCGUAUUUCGGAUGCCACAAUCUCUGUUGUUAAUGUGGAGAAUGCUGAAGCUUCUACAAGAUUGUUGGCUAUGACUACUCUUCGAAAUAUUUUGGGAACCAAAACUUUGAGUGAAAUGCUCUCCGAUCGUGACCAUAUUUCACAAGAAAUGCAGAGAUCUUUGGAUGAAGCUACAAAUGAUUGGGGAGUUCAGGUGGAACGAGUUGAAGUUAAAGACGUUAGACUUCCUGGGACAAUGCAACGGGCUAUGGCCGCAGAGGCAGAGGCCACACGGGAGGCUAAAGCUAAAAUAAUUGCUGCUGAAGGCGAACAAAAAGCCUCUAGUGCUUUGCGUGCUGCUGCUCUAGCAAUUUCUGAUACUCCAACCGCUCUACAGUUGCGAUAUCUUCAAACUUUGGGAGAAAUUAGUGCCGACAAUAAUUCUACAAUUGUUUUCCCGUAAAUUUGUCGGGAAAAUUCUUUUUAAAAUUUCUUUUUUUUUAAAGUUUUCCGGUUGACUUUAUGUCAGUUUUUGGUAAACAUUCUGUUCAAAAAUCUUCGGAGAGUACAGUUAAACAAAAAACCAAAGAAAGUGAAAAGGAAAAAACUAAGGAAGAUACGACAAAAGAAGAAAACACGAAGGAAGAUAAAUCUGGAAAAGACAAAAAGAUUGAACAAGAAAAAAGUAAAGCUGUUGAGCAAUACUUCAAAAAAAGUAGUCCAAGAGAGAAGAAGGAAAAGCCUAAGAAGAAGCAAUCAUCAACAGGGAAGAAAAAGUAGUAAGAAAGAGGAAAUAAGCAGGAAGUAAAGAAUAAAUAUAUAGUAAAUGUAGUAGGUAGGAGGUCGGUCGGAUAGGACGAAGGUGUCGGAAAUCGGAAAUGGCUCAAA
Molecule: messenger RNA, 1256 nt
Organism: Meloidogyne enterolobii
Lineage: Eukaryota; Metazoa; Nematoda; Chromadorea; Rhabditida; Meloidogynidae
Source: the annotation of a GenBank genome assembly